Messenger RNA from Pseudozyma flocculosa PF-1, 1929 nucleotides. RefSeq lists its product as uncharacterized. NCBI's taxonomy places the organism in Eukaryota, Fungi, Basidiomycota, Ustilaginomycetes, Ustilaginales, Ustilaginaceae. Gene Ontology annotation, molecular function: flavin adenine dinucleotide binding; oxidoreductase activity, acting on CH-OH group of donors. The coding region runs from base 1 to 1929 and encodes 642 amino acids. The record is from RefSeq and is a predicted model, not a curated record. The transcript has 2 exons.
AUGAAGGUCAGCGUGCUUGCCGCCGCUGGCUUCGCCACCGUGGCCUCGGCCAACCCCAUCGCCUGGAGCCAGAUCUCGCCCAGGAGCGACCUCGCCAACCGCGCCAACCUCGACGCCCAGCUCGCCUCUCGCUCCAUCUCUGGCGACGCCGCCACGUUUGCCUCGCAGUCCUACGACUACGUCGUCGUCGGCGCCGGUACCGCCGGUCUUGCCGUCGCUGCCCGCCUGUCCGAGAACGGCAAGUACACCGUCGGUGUCCUCGAGGCCGGUGGCAGCGGCUUCGGCGUCGGCAUCAUCGACACCCCCGGCCAGUUUGGCGCCGACCUCAACACCAUCUACGACUGGAACUACACCACUGUCGCCCGCCCCGACGUCCCCUCGUCGGGCUGGCCCCGUGGCAAGGUCCUUGGCGGCUCGAGCGCCCUCAACUUUGAGGUGUGGGACCGCAGCUCCAGCAUCGAGAUCGACGCCUGGGAGCAGCUCGGCAACCCGGGCUGGAACUGGAACAACCUCUACCGCGCCAUGAAGAAGUCGGAGAAGUUCACGGCACCCAGCGCCUCCGACGCCGCCAAGCUGGGCUACACCCCCGUCGCCUCCGACUAUGGCUCCGCCGGCCCCGUCCAGGUCUCGUUCCCCAAGUACAUCAGCCAGCAGGUGCAGCGAUGGAUCGGUGCCCUCAAUGAGCUCGGCAUCCCCACCAACAGCCAGCCCAACGCCGGCGACAAUGUCGGCGCGUCCAACCACCCUUCGGACAUCAACCCCAAGAACAGCACCCGCUCCUACUCGGCCCCCGCCUACCUCUUCCCCAACCAGGCGCGCCAGAACCUCAAGGUCCUCACCAACGCCCUCGCCACCAAGGUCAACUUCUCCAAGACCUACAGCGGCCUCAAGGCCACCAGCGUGUCGAUCAAGAGCGGCGGCCGCGUCUACUCGAUCCGCGCCAACAAGGAGGUCAUCCUCUCGGCGGGCACCGUCAACACGCCCCAGCUGCUCGAGCUCUCGGGCAUCGGCGGCAAGCAGCUCCUCUCGUCGCUCGGCAUCCAGACCCUCGUCGACCUGCCCGCCGUCGGCGAGAACAUGCAGGACCACACCUACUCGGCCACCGUCUACAAGCUCAAGCCCGGCUUCGUCACCCUCGACAGCCUGAGGAACAACGCCACCUUUGCCCAGGAGCAGACCGCCCUCUACCAGGCCGGAGGCGCCUCGAUCCUCACCGAGACCGUCCCCUCGAUCGGCUACGUCUCGCUCGAGCGCGUCGUCGGCGCCGACCGCGCGGCCAAGAUGAUUGACGAGGCCGCCGCCUACGUCGCCCAGUCCAACGCCCCCUACAAGGCCACCCUGCAGAAGCAGAUCGAGUUCCUCAAGAACCACCCCGACACCGUCGGCCAGAUGGAGCUCAUCGGCAUCGACGGCUACUUUGCCGGCACCGGCGCCCCCGCCGCCGACUCGACCUACUUCACCAUCCUCGCCGCCCAGCAGCACCUCCUCUCGCGCGGCAGCAUCCACAUCACCAAGAACGACCCCACCGCCUACCCGGCCAUCAACUCGGGCUACUUCACCGCGCCCUUUGACCUCGAGCUCGCCACCGCCGGCACCGCGUACACGCGCAAGAUCGGCCUCUCGAACAAGUACUCGGACAUGGUCGACUCGCAGGCCUGGCCCACCGCCGACCGCGACCUGACCGAGUACACGCGCACCACCAGCAUCACCGAGUACCAUCCCAUCGGCACCGCAAGCAUGCUGCCCAGGAACCAGGGCGGUGUCGUCGACCCCAACCUCAAGGUUUACGGCACCACCAACCUCCGCGUCAUUGACGCCUCGAUCAUGCCGCUCCACAUCGCUGCCCACAUCCAGGCGACCAUCUACGGCAUCGCCGAGUACGGCGCUCAGCUGGUCCAGCAGUCCUGCGGCCGCAAGCACCGCCCUUAG